Messenger RNA from Penicillium verhagenii, 1569 nucleotides. RefSeq lists its product as uncharacterized. The coding region runs from base 1 to 1569 and encodes 522 amino acids. The transcript has a single exon. NCBI's taxonomy places the organism in Eukaryota, Fungi, Ascomycota, Eurotiomycetes, Eurotiales, Aspergillaceae. The record is from RefSeq and is a predicted model, not a curated record.
AUGGGAACUCCAGUUGGCUUGCAGCCCCAGGCGUUGCUGGUCCAUCCAGCCGCACUCGCCAAGCACCUGCAAAACAUGGUCAAGAAGGACCCUUCGCACGAGAACCUCAACUCGAUUGAUUCACACCUCUUGAAUCUGGCCCACGCGGAGGCCAUUCCAUCUUAUGUCUAUCGAGUUUGGUUAUUCACCUCCUGGAAACACUUGCCCAAUGGCCGUAUCCUUUUGGCUGCACUCCGAGACCAGACGUCCGCUGGGAUUCGCAAAGCGGGUAUCAAACUUGUCCAGCACAUCUUCCGCAAACCCUCUCGGAAAGCCCUUGGGUGGGACCGACUUGGAGGCUCUCAGGGAAUAAAGGCUGUUCUUGAUGAACUCCCCCUGGUCCAAGUGCGUUUAUUCAUCAGCGCCAUUUCUCAAACUGGCCAGGAGUCGGACAGAGAAUUAUUCGCCACAUUUUUUGAUGAACUCGUGACCCUCAUCGAAGAAUCAGACCCCUGGACUACAAGAUCAUUGUCAAGACAUGUGGCUCUAUUGUAUGCACGUUGCAGUCUAACAAAAGUGAUGGAGAUUUUGAGUUCCGGAAUCCCCAGCUCUCUUACUUUUACCCGCGAUGUCAGUCGAUUGCAUUCACAUCUCUUACGGCAGAUAGCUAUUGGUGUGGUAAAGAUACCAUCCGACGUGCGUCGGCAUAUCUUGGAAACAUGUACUGAAAUGUUACUGAAAUCGAAUGAGCCGUAUGAUCCGAUUCAUGCCACAGACAUCUAUUCCGGAAAUUUCCCUGGCCUAAAAUUCGGUGUGGAUCUAUUGUUGCAAAUUAGAGCCGGCGAGCCUGACUUACGGACAUCUCCGAGCCUGAUGCGUCAAUGUACUGAGCUGAUCCUGAGCAUUGCCAUUCGUCGAAGACUGCCAUUUGCGUCUAUUCUGCCUAUCAUCAACCUCAGCCUAGAAAUGUGUCAAGCUGCGGACUCAUCUGAUUGGUUAUCUCGGGAUUUACCAAAAGAUGUCAUUCGAUGCUGGUCGAUGGCACGGUUUGGCAGAUAUGGAUCUACGAAACCAUUCCAUGCGGCCAUGAAAAAAUCCGGAGCAUCUUCUCCCUCCCAACCAAGGCCUGUGAACCAAGCCGAAUUACAAAUUUGUCUGAUAGAAAAUGUUUUGCAAGUGAGAGAAGAUCGGCUCUCGACACAGUCAGGGCAGCAAGAAUUUACCCGCCAAUUAACACAUCUGAUAUCAAAUGUACACAUGGACGGAAGACUCGAGUUUCUUCAACUCAUUUGCAGGCAUUCGCCCAGUCUGAACUUUGAUCUCACAGCUUGGCCUCCGUCGGAAGAAGAAAAGAAGCUGGUCCCUAUAUGGGAGAAUCGUCUUUUGUCCAUGUUGCCAGGGCCCAGCUCCAAGAUUCUAUUUCAACGAUCACUGUAUAUCCAUAAUUGCGACACAUUUUUAACCAAAAACCUGGUGGAGCAAAAUGCUUGGCUCCUGUCAUGGGAACAACAAUGCUCACUCUGGGCAAGUUGGGAGUUCUUGAUUGCCGCUACAAGUGACGAUUUUGUAGUCACUCGCAAAGGUAUUUGA